AUGGACAUGUACAAGAGAGCGUCCAUCGGGGUGCCGCAAGCCCUUGCGCUUCCUCCGAAAUGGCUGGGAAUGUACGAGGACUUUAUCGUAAAGAACGCCAGCGCCGUGGCACAGAUAGAGUCGGGGCUGCGAUCACUAACAUAUAUAAUACCCGGUCGCUUCCGCGAAUCCGAAAUUGCCUCAGAGUCCCUACACUCCGGCGUCCAAGUCCUCUCCCUAUACCAUGACUCCCUCCUCGCGCGCGCAAUCGCGCGCCUACCGGGCGCACAGAAACCGCACCCGUCGCCGCACAACCGCUACACCAAAUUCUGGACACAGAAGUCGCCCACCUACAAGCGCAUAGCGCUCACCCUGCAGAUGAUACAGUACACUGAGCUGCUCUGGGAGAUGGCCGCCAAGCGGAAAGGGGAGAAGGUUCGGUGGCGCGUUGUGGUGCUGCUUGAAGCCAUUAAAGCGCUAUGCCGGUUGCUGCUGCUACGACUGACGAAUUCACGACCGCUACUGUCGCCGCCGCUGCCGGAAAGAGAGGUCGAUCCGAGCACGCUAGAGGAGAAGGCCGUGGCUGAAGAUCAUAUCGCGAGCCCGCCGAGCGAACGGUCCGAUGAUGCGGCGUGGACCAUGCCGAGGACGGGGCUAUCGAUGCCGAAUUUGCCGGAGUCGUCGGAUAUCUCGAGUUACCUGCUUUCAAAGGUGCUGACUGCGGAUGACAUCAAGCCGCCGAAAGCAUUAUUGCAUCGCGUUUCGGGUAGAGGGGAGCUGGCGGAGUGCCUAUACAUCCUCAGACCGGUCAUCUAUGCACUUGCGAUGCAGCAUUGGAGCGCGGACAAGAAGAGCUGGCGGCCUUGGCUACUGGGCGUGAGCAUCGAGUAUGGCGCGCGACAGCUUGCCAAGCAGGACUUCCAGCAGCGGCUCGCGGGCGGGCUGAGGGGCUUGACAGGGCUCGAAAGGGAGGAGCUCCGGAAGAGAGGCUGGGCUCUUGGAUGGUGGGUUAUGCGUGGAGCGUUCUACGAGAACAUCACAAAGGCCUGGAUACAUUCUGUUACUGGGAAACUGCGCGACAAGCCACUACUAAGUCUUGUGGGAGGAGUGCUCGAGGAUUACGAGUUCUUGUGGGACCAGUAUUAUUUCCCGACUGCGACGCUAUAA
This is a messenger RNA of Coniosporium apollinis CBS 100218, 1146 nucleotides long. RefSeq lists its product as uncharacterized. The coding region runs from base 1 to 1146 and encodes 381 amino acids. Gene Ontology annotation, cellular component: peroxisomal membrane. The transcript has 4 exons. NCBI's taxonomy places the organism in Eukaryota, Fungi, Ascomycota, Dothideomycetes. Gene Ontology annotation, biological process: peroxisome organization. The record is from RefSeq and is a predicted model, not a curated record.